UGUAAGUGACUUGAGACACAUCUUACCUUUGAUUCAUACGCCGCUCAUCUUCACUCCCAAAUUCCUGAAAUAGAGCAAGGAGAAUAUCUUAAUUACAUUGCGCAAUUUUAAAUGGUAUAUAAUGCGGACAAGCUCAAACAUACGGCAUACAUAAAGAUAUUAGACAAUCAAUCGUUAUUUUGGGGCCAAGGAGUUACAAUUCGAUGCUAUCGGGGUUCCUGUAUUGUGCCAUGAUGCUUAACUACUACCAGAUAUGCGUGUGGCUGUAAUAGGUGCUGGAGUCAUCGGUCUGUCCACAGCUCAGAGCAUUUAUGAGCAGUAUCAUUCCAUCGUCAAUCCGCUGAUCAUUGAGGUGUAUGCAGACCGCUUCACCCCACUGACCACCAGUGAUGGAGCGGCUGGUUUAUGGCAACCUUAUUUCAAUGACAAGGGCAAUCUUCAGGAGAGGGAAUGGUGUAAACAGACCUUUGACUACUUGGUGAGCUGUCUCCGUUCACCAGAGUGUGUAAAAAUGGGUGUUUUCCUCCAAUCUGGUUACAACCUCUGCAUAGGACCAAAACCAGAACCAACAUUUAAAGACAUAGUCCUGGGCUUCAGAAAACUCACAGAGCGAGAGCUGAAGAUGUUUCCUGGCUACAGUCAUGGCUGGUUCAACACUGCUCUCAUGUUGGAAGGUAAAACAUACCUACCUUGGCUAAUGGACUGGUUGGCAAAACGGGGUGUGAAGUUUUACCAAAAGAAAAUAGGCUCAUUUACAGAGCUGCAAAAACAUGGUGCCGAUGUGAUAAUAAACUGUACUGGGGUGAGAUCCGGAGACAUCCAACCUGACUCUGAGCUCCAGCCAGCCCGGGGACAGAUCAUAAAGGUGGAAGCCCCAUGGUUGAAGCAUUGGAUUUUGACCCACACUGAGGGCGUUUACAACUCACCAUAUAUCAUACCAGGGAGUCGGUUUGUGGUAGUUGGCGGGGUGUUCCAGUUAGGAAACUGGAAUGAAAGUAAUGAUACUGCUGACCAUAAGAACAUGUGGGAAAAGGCUUGCCAACUUGAGCCAAGUCUAAAGCACGCUAAGAUAGUGGAUGACUGGACCGGCCUCAGGCCAGCUCGAAAUAAAGUCAGACUGGAGAGAGAGACCAUACUGUGUGGUACCACUGCGGUCGAGGUGAUUCACAACUAUGGCCAUGGAGGUUUUGGAUUGACCAUUUGCAGAGGUUGUGCACAGGAAGCAGCCAGGCUUUUCGGUCAAAUUUUGGAACAAAAGGGAGCGGGACCAAAAGCUCACUUGUGAAUUACUUUUUAGCAUUUGGGACUUAAUUGUAAUUAAAUCCAAACCUAAUAAUGUCUUUAUAGUAAGGGACAAUUUUUAUUCACUCAUAUAUAUAUAAAAAAAUUAAGAUUAACAAAUUAACUUUCACUCAAAUACAAAUAUGCCUUAAAUAUAGGUUGCAAAAUCCCUGUAACAAAUAAUGACAUCAAAUUGUAUCUUUUACAAAGAUUAUUUACUAUCAUGAUGUGGUACAUUUACCUUUUUUGUGUGUUGACAAGAAUAAGUGUACAUUAAAUCUUAAUACUGAUUCAAUUAAAUAAAAUUUCAAAUAAAAUGCAAAAAUACAUCCAUCUUUUAUUUGAACUUGUCAUACUUCAUCACCUUUUUCCAAAGAAACGGAACGAGAGCUGAUGAAUUAUUUAGAGGUAUACAUUAAGUUUAAUGACUGUGUUGAGACUGAAGUAAACAUUACUAUAGAUGCAGUGUAGUGUUUAGAAUCUAAUGAGAACCAAAUUGUCACAUUAUAGGUAUCGUAUUGUAAUCGCAGAAUUUCAAUAUUUUUCAUCAGACUGAUUAGGCAUUGUAGGAUCUGAUGGAAAAUAUAUAAAAUAAUUCGGUACUUGAAUCCAAUCAUGUAUUUUUAGGCAAAUGCAAUUGAGUCAUAUUUCAUAAAUAUUGCAGAUGACACACACACACACACACACACACACACGGCACAUACUAAAUAUUUUGAUGAAUGUACUGUCAACAUAUCUCACCAAUGUCAAAAAUGAUCAUGGCAUAAAUUAAUAUUGCUACUGGAAUUGACUUCUCCAUUUUUUCUUUUAAAUUGGCGUUUGCGCUUGGGUCAUUAUGAUACACAUACUAAUUAGUUGGCUAUUUUCUCUAUCCUGCAGUGAAUGAAAAAAAUAAAUUGUACAGACGCCUAGUACAAUUGAAGUAAAUGUUUUCCAGGUAAAUAAUAUAUGUGUAUUUUUUUAAGGCUUUUUUUUAGUUGUAAUAUUUGAAGUAAGUGUUUAUAUUUUCCCACGUCUUAGACCAGUGAUUCCCAACAUUUUGACUUGCGUACCCCCAAACCUUUUUGUCAUACCAUGAGUUUUCCCCUCACUCGUGUUGACGAUUCUCCAAAAUGUAACACAAACUAUCAUUAAAUGAAAAAAACAA
This is a messenger RNA of Syngnathus typhle (broad-nosed pipefish), 2428 nucleotides long. It is a transcript of the gene dao.2, whose product is annotated as D-amino-acid oxidase, tandem duplicate 2. Bases 254 to 1285 code for a protein of 343 amino acids. Gene Ontology annotation, molecular function: D-amino-acid oxidase activity; FAD binding. NCBI's taxonomy places the organism in Eukaryota, Metazoa, Chordata, Actinopteri, Syngnathiformes, Syngnathidae. The transcript has 11 exons. The record is from RefSeq and is a predicted model, not a curated record.